AUGAGCCGGCUACUCGCGCAAGCGCGCAUCGAUCGCCAGCGCGCGACUGAGGUUCGAGUGCACGCAUUGCAUGAGCACCUCAAAGCAAUCGCACGCGUCGAUAUAAACGCCCAAAGCAACCGACGUGUCGAGGCAUUACGAAGGGAACGCCAGCACAGGGAGGAGCAGGCCGAGAUCGAGAUGGACGCUAUGAUUACGCAGCACGAGCAGGACGAGUACCGCAAAAAGCGGCUGGCUGAGCUUGAGGAACUGAUUGCCACAGAGCUCCAGCGUCAGCAGGCGGAGACCAUCAGGGCCGAGACCCGCCGCCGACGCAUUUGUGAUGAAAGUGAAGAGCUCAGGGAGUUGAAAGAAAAGCUUCAGAUGGCUAAGGUGAAUAAGGAAAGAGCCGCUCAGCUCAUCGAACAGCAAAUGCGCUUGGUUGAAGAAGAUGAGAUUCAAACCGCCAUAGAUGCUCAGGUCGAGGCUGCUCGCCUCCACGUGCUAGAAGAAGAAAAACGACUCUACGUGGAGCAACUGGAGCAGGCCCGCGCCGCUAAGGAUAUGCAACGCCAGCAAAUGUACGAACGAAAGGAAGCGAGAAAACGCGAGGCUAUCGCGGAAUACAACAACGAUAGAGCUCAGGUAGAAGACAUCGUCAGACAAGUUCUCGCUCAGGAAAACGAGGACCUUCGGAUGCAGGCCGGAAAACGGGAAGAGGAGCGGAAACAAAUCCAAGAAUCUCUGCGCCAGAAGGCGCUAUGGCACCAACAGCAGAAAGAAGCAUCAGCACUUGAGGAUGCGAAAAUUCAGGAGUAUGCUGAUUUAAAAGCGGCCCGUGAUAGACAGCUGGACCAGGAGCGCGAAGAAAGGGAGGAGGAAAAACGUCGCGUCCUCAAAGAGUUAUCACGACAGAAGCUAGAGCGGGAGGCAAAGGAGAAGGAGUAUCAGCAGCUUCUGGACGACCUCCACCUUGACGAGAAAGAAGAGCUGGAGCGGCGGAAGGAGGCAGCGGAGCGUCAGAAAAAGCAGGACGACAAGGAAGCAAUGCUUCGCGCUUUUGAUGCCCAGAUGGCAGAGAAGGAACGGCGACGUCGCGAAGCGCAGGCUCAAGAGCAGCAGUACCGCCAGGACCUCUUGGCGCACCUUGCAGAACAAAACCGGCUGGAGCAGAUGAACGAACAGAAAAGGCGCAUGAAGCUGCAGGAACACAUGCGUCAGGUGGAGAAGCUGAUCGAAGAAAGACGGGAAAUGUUUGAGGCAGAGAGAGCCGAAGAAAGGGAAGCUAGACAGCGACUGGUUGCCGAAGAAGAAGAGAAGCAAGCAGUAGUUGAGCAAGAGCGGCAGCGUCUCUUACGGGAGCAUGCCGAGCUCAUGGCGUUCUUACCGAAGGGGACCUUGAAGAAACCUUCAGAGCUCAAUCUAAUUCAUGAAGCGGCCGAAGAACAUCGCCGCCUUCGGCACAUGUAA
This is a messenger RNA of Besnoitia besnoiti, 1449 nucleotides long. RefSeq lists its product as uncharacterized. The coding region runs from base 1 to 1449 and encodes 482 amino acids. Lineage: Eukaryota; Apicomplexa; Conoidasida; Eucoccidiorida; Sarcocystidae. The record is from RefSeq and is a predicted model, not a curated record. The transcript has 6 exons.